AUGUGCUACACGAUGCUGUCUGAGCAGGACGAGAAAACGAUGUCGUUUGGUGAGAGAAUCGAAUACAGCGAACACGUCACCCGAACCACGGUCGUCGCCCGGUCGGGAUAUCCUUUUCCGGGUCGGAAGACCCGUUUUCAAGCCGAGACGGCAGGGCCCAGGACGGUGAGGUUCUCUGUCACCGACCCCGACGCCACCGACUCUUCCGGCGACGAAGAUGAUGGGUUCUCCGUCAAGCGCCGGCGGGUCAGGAGGUUCGUCAGCGAGGUCAGAAUCUUGCCCUGCAGCGAGGAUAACGGGAAUGUCAACGGAAAUGCGAAUGGCGUCUCCGGGAGGAGUUUGCCGGCGCCCGGCGGGGCGAGGCGGAUGAAAGGCACCGGAAAAGUAGAGCGGAAGGAGGCGGAGGCGAAGGCGAAGACGGCAGGGAGUCCGAAGAAGUUCCGCGGCGUGAGGCAGAGGCCGUGGGGGAAGUGGGCGGCGGAGAUUCGGGACCCGGCGCGGCGCGUGCGGCUGUGGCUGGGCACCUACGACACGGCGGAGGAGGCAGCCAUGGUGUACGACCACGCGGCCAUCCAGCUGCGUGGUCCCGACGCGCUGACCAACUUCUCCGCCCCGACCGCGACGGCGGAGGUGUACAACUCCGGCGAGGACUCGCUCAACAACAUCAACGCCGCCACCCAGUCGCCCAAGUCCGUCCUCCGGUUAGUGUCUCCGGCGGACUCCCACACCGAGGCUGAAACCGAAGCCGAGUCGUGCUCCGUGUUCUCGCAGCAGGACGGCGUCGUCUUGGAGAAGGAGGCGAACGGCGAGGGCUUCCCGGAUUUCUCGAUUUUCCGGCCGAGUGACGAUUUGUUUGCCGAGUGGGAAAAUCCGGUGGCCGGGCCCGGUUUGUUUGACCAGGACGGUUUUUCGAGCGGCAAUUUCGUGCCGGAUUUCUGCUGCACGGAUGAUGUGUUUAUCGGGUCGGGCGCGGAUUUCGGGUUCGCAGCGUCCACCUGGCAGACAGAUGAUUGCUUUCAAGACAUUGGUGAUAUAUUCGGGUCGGACCCUCUUGCUGCCUUUUGA
Molecule: messenger RNA, 1065 nt
Organism: Striga asiatica
Lineage: Eukaryota; Viridiplantae; Streptophyta; Magnoliopsida; Lamiales; Orobanchaceae
Source: the annotation of a GenBank genome assembly